UCAUAGAGCCUGCACCGCACCACAGGGCAUUCCACCAUGCUCCACUGAUAACCAACCCCACUAACAUAAUGGGCCCUAUAAAGCAGCCGCUAAGCGCAAGGGCUAAAGCCAAAAACCGAAAGCAAUGCAACUCCGAUGCAUGGCCGUGAUGUGCCUCGCGUUGGGCGCCUGCCUCGUGGACUCCCAGGACUAUUGCCGGCCGGAACUCUGCCCCGUGGAUACCUUGCACAUUGCGUGCCGCAACCGUGGGGACUUUUCCCGUUCGUGUCCUGCGGACGCCACUCGCUUGGACAUUGAUGAGGCGGCACGCAAGCAGCUGGUGGAUGCACACAACACCCUGCGCCAGAAGUGGGCCAGCGGAGGAGGCACUGUUCGUAGAGCCGCCUGUCGCAUGGCCACCAUUUCGUGGGACCCAGAGCUGGCCCGCCUGGCCGAGCUCAAUGCCAGGCAGUGCCUCUUGGAGCACGACAAGUGCCACAACACGCACAAGUACAGGCAAUCCGGUCAGAAUCUCUAUAUGGCGGGAUUCGCUGGCAUCAUUCCCAGCGCCGUGGAGCGGAUCCUCAAGCGUGCCACCGACGAUUGGGCGGCCGAGGGCAAUGACAUCACAGCAGAGCAGCUGCAAGCCUUCCAUCUGAGCGGACCGGACGUCACCCACUUUGCGGUGAUGGCCAAUGAGGCGAACGUGGCCGUGGGCUGUGCCGUGACGCGCUUCAAGCGGCAAGGCUUCCACCAUUUCCUGGUGGCCUGCAACUAUGCCACAGGCAACACACUGCGCAAGCCCGUGUACUCCGCCUGCUCGGCAGCAGGCGGCGCCUGCCAGACCAAAGCCAAUCCCCAGUACUCCGCUCUGUGCUCAAAGGAGGAGCCCUUACAGUUCUAGCAGCAGCAGUAGUUCCCGAUGCCUGGAGAGGUGUCCGUCUUGUGGUUGAUUUUCGGAUCUCCUUGAUGGCAUGGCCCCAGCACAAAGGCCUUCUCCUGAUUUCAGCCUGAUUUAUGGUAUUUAUUGCUGCAAAGACAAAGAUACAUUGAGGAUUGAGUUCCAUCAGCUAACAGCUUCAACCUGCACUCGGACAUUUCUAGAGUGAUUUCUAGUUUGUUUGUUUGUUCUUUAUUUACACAAUAAUAGUUUGCAGACACAAAAAAUAAUAAUUACAAUAAUCAUAAUCAUAAUCGUAAACGUA
Messenger RNA from Drosophila guanche, 1184 nucleotides. RefSeq names its product antigen 5 like allergen Cul n 1. The record is from RefSeq and is a predicted model, not a curated record. Bases 125 to 883 code for a protein of 252 amino acids. NCBI's taxonomy places the organism in Eukaryota, Metazoa, Arthropoda, Insecta, Diptera, Drosophilidae. The transcript is spliced from 3 exons.